Messenger RNA from Eufriesea mexicana, 1089 nucleotides. RefSeq names its product endonuclease G, mitochondrial (gene EndoG). Gene Ontology annotation, biological process: apoptotic DNA fragmentation. The record is from RefSeq and is a predicted model, not a curated record. Gene Ontology annotation, molecular function: single-stranded DNA endonuclease activity; RNA endonuclease activity; nucleic acid binding. Bases 127 to 1089 code for a protein of 320 amino acids. NCBI's taxonomy places the organism in Eukaryota, Metazoa, Arthropoda, Insecta, Hymenoptera, Apidae. Gene Ontology annotation, cellular component: nucleus; mitochondrial inner membrane. The transcript has 5 exons.
CUGUAUUUGUAUUUUGCACAUGCGCAUAUAUCAAUUGUGUGAAACGUCAAUAAAACGUUAUAGUUAUAUAAGUAGUAAGAGGUUAUAUUUGUAGAAAAAUUAUACAAGAACUUAAUAAUAAAAAAUAUGAAAACAAUGAAAUCAAGUAUUCUUCGACUGAGUACUAUGGCUACUAUAGCAGCUAGUGCUUGGUAUGUGGGGAAAUAUUCUGAACAGAAGCAACAUUUGAAUGUAGAAAAAAGAGACAGUGGAACUAUAAUUUUCUCAAAUGUAAACAUCAAAGAAAUGCCUGGUUUACCUUUAUUUGGAACUGUUUCUGCAGCAGUUCCUGUAGAAUCUACGAAAGAUAUGGGUUCAUCUUUAUCAUCAAGAGUGUCUGAAAUUAUGAAAUAUGGUUUUCCUGGGUUAGAUCAUGUUAGAUCAUAUGAAGACUUUGUUCUUUCUUAUGAUAGAAGAAAUAGGGUAGCUCAUUGGGUUUUUGAACAUUUAACUCAAGAUAAAUUACAAUCGAGUGAAAAAGUAUCACGUAGUAAGUGUGAAUUCAAAUCUGAUACAAGUAUACAUCCCUUUUUUAGAUCAGAAAAUAGUGAUUACAAAAACAGUGGAUACGAUCGCGGACAUUUAGCAGCAGCUGGAAAUCACAAAUGUAAUCAAAAACAUAUAGAACAAACAUUUUUUCUAACAAAUAUGGCACCACAAGUAGGUACAGGUUUCAAUAGAGAUUCUUGGAACAGAUUGGAAAUAUAUGUUAGACAUCUAACUAAAGUUUAUAAGGAUGUGUAUGUUUGCACUGGUCCUUUGUAUUUACCAAAAAUAGAAACUAAUGGAAAGAAAUAUGUUCGAUAUGAAGUUAUUGGUGCAAAUCAUGUAGCAGUACCUACUCACUUUUAUAAAAUAGUUGUUGGUGAAACACAUGACUCAAAAUUAGAAAUGGAAGCAUUUGUAAUGCCAAAUACUCCCAUAGAUGACAAUGCACCUCUAACAAACUUUCAGGUACCACCAGAAAGUGUAGAACGUGCUGCAGGACUUUUAUUUUUUGAUAAAAUUUCACGUGAUAAAUUAAAUAAAAUAAAUGGAAAGAAAGUAUAG